This is a messenger RNA of Camellia sinensis, 2660 nucleotides long. Its product is annotated as DNAse I-like superfamily protein. Gene Ontology annotation, biological process: phosphatidylinositol dephosphorylation. The record is from RefSeq and is a predicted model, not a curated record. Lineage: Eukaryota; Viridiplantae; Streptophyta; Magnoliopsida; Ericales; Theaceae. Gene Ontology annotation, molecular function: inositol-polyphosphate 5-phosphatase activity; phosphatidylinositol-4,5-bisphosphate 5-phosphatase activity; phosphatidylinositol-3,4,5-trisphosphate 5-phosphatase activity.
UCUCUCUCUCUCUCUGUCUCUCUCACUGUAUAUAUAACAAUCAAUUUGGGGCUGCUUGCAUCUCAGAAAAGCUGUCUUCUGUUUCUGAUUCUGACACUUUGAAGAAACACAGAGAGAAAGCUAUCUUCUUUGCAAGAAGGAUAUUCAUCAAUAUUGUACCACCAAAUCCAUACCAAAGAAAGUUAUUCUGAGACCCAGGUGGUUACCCCUUAACCUACGCACCCUUCUUCUUCAGCAACAACCACCAUUUCAGUCUCUGCUUCAUAGCUUCCCAAACAUGAAGCAGCAGAGCACAACAAGACAUCGUCAUCAAGCUCAGAGAAGUUGGGCUGAAAUAUGUUGUUUCGGUUGCACCUGCCUACAGCUCUUCUGGCCCAAGAUCGUAAUGCGCAAAUGGCUCAACAUCAGUGCUGAGGAGUCCGAUUACAGUGCCGAUGACACCGACGAUGGCGACUCCGAUUCCGAUUCAGAAGAAAUUGGCGAAUGGAGAAGAGAAUCGCGAUUUCGGUAUGGCGACAAAGAGGAUGAAGUUGAGACUGAUCUUACUGAUGCUCUUCCCAGAAUAAGAGUAAGACGAAAGUCGGAGACAUUUAGGGCCCAAUAUAUAAACACAAAGGAAAUCAGAGUAUGUGUUGGCACGUGGAAUGUUGCAGGAAAGCUUCCACCUGAUGACCUAGCUAUCGAAAGUUGGUUAGAUAUCAGCGAGCCUGCUGACAUUUAUGUGAUUGGUCUUCAGGAGAUUAUACCAUUAAAUGCUGGGAAUAUCUUUGGUGCUAAAGAUAGCCGCCCAGUGCCCAAAUGGGAAAACCUCAUUCGUGAAACUCUUAAUAGGGUUCGACCUGCAAAGCUGAAAUUUAAAUGCUACAGUGAACCCCCUUCUCCAUCAAGAUUUAAGCCAUCUGAUGAUGCCCCGGAUAUAGAAGACGAAAUAAUGCUUGAAUCUGAUAGUGAUGGUGAGGAGGAAAUCCAUCCAUUAACUGAUGAAUCCACUGAUUUUGAUGAAGCCAUUGAUGGAUCACUUGCAGUCGAAAAUGUGUUUAUGAAUUCUGAAGCUUCAGUCUCUAGUGAUGACAUCCAUUUAGGCAUGCAAGUUCAACAGGAUUUAGGGAGGCAAUUUUCUUCUCCAAAGAGGCUGGACAGGUUGAAUUGCCUUAGAACAGAAGAUUGUUCAGGAAACACCGAAGCAUCAUUUUCUCAAUGCAAUAGAAAACUAACCAAAACUCUCAGUGGGACAGAAAGGAUUGGUUUGAGCUGGCCUGAGCCACCAUUGGAUCUGCUGGCCAAGCAUGUUUUAGACAGACCUAUUUCCUUUAAGUCUAUUAAAUCUUUCAAAUCUUCUAAAUCUUUUGGAACAUAUAAUUCUUUCAAGUUACCCGGGACUGAUGAUGAUAGAGCGCAAUCAGACACAGCUUUGCUUGCGGAACUUGACAUUGAAUCCCUUAUGGAUCGGAAAAGAAGAUCCCCAUUUGUAAGGAUAGUAAGCAAGCAAAUGGUUGGAAUUUUCCUCACUAUAUGGGUUCGCAGAAGCUUGCGAAGGCAUAUCCAGAACUUGAAGGUGUCUACUGUUGGUGUUGGUGUAAUGGGCUACAUAGGCAACAAGGGGUCAAUAGCUGUUAGCAUGUCUAUAUAUCAGACGCUAUUUUGUUUUAUUUGUACUCACCUAACAUCGGGUGAAAAAGAUGCGGAUGCAGUUAAAAGAAAUGCUGAUGUGCAUGAAAUACAUCGAAGGACUCAAUUUCAUCCACUUUCAGCUAUUGGACUUCCCAAAAGCAUCCAUGACCAUGAUAAAAUAUUCUGGCUAGGUGAUCUAAAUUAUCGUAUCAAUUUGUCAUAUGAGAAAACGCGAGAGCUGAUCUCCAGAAAGGAUUGGUCCAUGUUGGUUGAGUUUGACCAGCUUGUACGAGAGCUCAGGAAAGGUCGUGCAUUUGAUGGAUGGUGUGAAGGUACAUUAAAUUUUUCACCAACCUAUAAAUAUGAGUUAAACUCGGAGAAGUACUUUGGGGAGGAUCCGAAGGUUGGAAGGCGUACCCCAGCAUGGUGUGACCGUAUUCUUUCAUAUGGGAAGGGAAUGCGGUUAUUAAGCUACAGGAAAGCAGACCUUAGGCUUUCUGAUCAUCGACCUGUGACUGCCUCGUAUAUGGUAGAGGUUGAGGUGUUUUGUCCUAGGAAGCUGCAACGGGCCCUCACAUAUACUGAUGCAGAAAUUGAAAAUCAGGAAGUUGUAGAAGACAAGGAAACUGAUGUUGGAAUGAGCUGCUUAAGAUUCAGAGAGGAUGCAUCUGAUCGGGAGCGUUAGGAGGGGUUAAUUUCCAACAAACUGGGAGAGGCUGUGAUUGAGGAUUCAGAUAAUUUGUGAAACCCUCUCUAUUGCUACUAUACUAAGCAAUUUAUUCAUUUGAUUUUGAAUGUUCUGUGGUCAAUGUUGUAUAUUCCAGUGUGUAAAUGCCUGUAUAUGUUUUUUUUUGCUCGUAACUUCUAGAAAUAAGUAGUUUUAAAGGGUAUUUUGGUUCAGUCAGUGUAUAUUGAUGUAUCUUAUAUUAGAAUUAGCGUUCACUUUGUUGCCGGAAACACUCACUGAGAUUGCAUCAAACUUCAAAAACUACAUGUUGAAAGUAAAAAAUAAUGGACAUGCUUGCGAGACAAUUCUGUUUUUUUUUCAA